Molecule: messenger RNA, 885 nt
Organism: Strongylus vulgaris
Lineage: Eukaryota; Metazoa; Nematoda; Chromadorea; Rhabditida; Strongylidae
Source: the annotation of a GenBank genome assembly
AUGUUUCGUUGCAUUUGGUGUACACCUGCACCUAAAUCCGAAAUGCGAACCAUAUCCAAUAUUUAUAUUGGGAAUCUGGCUGCUGCCGAUCUGCUGCUUCUGGCUGGAACUCCAAUUGUAAUCACGCAGUCAAUUACUGAUGAUUGGAAUUUUGGUACAAUUGUGUGCAAAGGAUUCAUCGCUGGGAAUGGGGUAAUUUCCCAAUUUGCGUCUGCAAUGUUUAUCGCUGUAUUAUCCUUCGAUAGAUUUCUAGCAGUUUGCCGUCCAACGCGAUCUUCCGUACUUCGGACUAGAAAAGCUGCUACGGCAGUUACUAUCCUAACAUGGGCAAUAGUUAUACUUGAAAAUAUGCCCUUAGUUAUGUUUGUACAGGUCACACCAAUGCAUGGACCAGGUCCAGGUAAACGAAAGUGUAUUCUAGUCGUCAAAGAUGAAGAACCCGACUAUGAGGGAAAACCAGAUGAGGCAGCUACGGGUUUUUCGCGGGAAUUUUUCAUAUUUUAUACCUUUAUCCUAAGUUAUCUACUCCCACUGAUAGCAAUUUGGUUUUUCUAUGCGAAAAUUAUUCGUAAACUUUGGAGGCGACGUCAACAAAUGCAUCUGAAAAGAAAGAUUUCAAAACGAAAAACUACGAAGGUCACUCUUAUGGGUCUAUCAAUUGUUGUAUCUUAUACACUAUGCUGGUUGCCAUAUUGGCUAAUUCAAUGGUCAAUCGUGCUAAAUAUUGGUUGGAAUAUGAAUUUAUCAAUUCUAACAUGUGCGUCAUAUGCGGCGUUCGCGCUACUCUACAUAAAUCGUGCCGUAAAUCCUUUCAUAUAUGUGUUUCUGUCGGAAUCCUUCAAAAGAAACGUAAGUUCAGCUUUCAUAUAUAUACAAAUAUCAUAA